GCAACUACUCUUACACAAAUGGUUAAAGAAACUAAACUAUACGAUAUAUUAGGGGUUGCCCCCUCAGCAUCAGAGUCUGAAUUAAAGAAGGCCUACAGAAAGGCCGCUUUGAAAUAUCAUCCUGAUAAACCUACUGGUGAUACCGAAAAAUUCAAAGAAAUCAGUGAAGCUUUCGAUAUUUUAUCCAACUCCGAUAAAAGACAAAUUUAUGAUGACUAUGGGAUAGAAGCUGCCCGUGGAAAUGCGCCUGCUGAAAACCCAUUUGCUGGGGGUGGUGGUGGUGGUGGUCAUCCAUUUGCUGGAUUUGGUGGUCCUGGAGGCCAUUCAUUCUCUCAAAAUGAUGCAUUCAACAUAUUCUCACAAAUGGGAGGGUUUGGAAUGGAUGAGGGAGGAUUCAGUUUUGGUGGUGGAAUGCCUGGUGGAUAUGGUGGUGGUGGAAUGCCUGGAGGUUUCGGUGGUGCAAGCAGAGGAGGUGCUUCAAGAAGACCUGAACCUGAUACGGUGACAAUGCCUUUGGGAGUGAAAUUGGAAGAACUUUACAACGGGUGUGUGAAGAAAUUGAAGGUUAAUAGAAAAGAUCCAAAUGGUACCAGAAACUCAAAAACUUUAGAGGUUAAUAUUCGCCCUGGCUGGAAGGCUGGUACCAAAAUUACUUUCAAAAAUGAAGGAGACUAUCAACCAGAAUGCCAGGCUCGCCAAACCAUCCAGUUUGUCUUGGAAGAAAAACCACAUGAACUGUUCAUCAGGGAUGGUAAUGAUUUAAAGAUGGUGAUUCCUUUAACGUUUAAGGAAAGUCUUUGUGGAUUCGAUAAAGAAGUCACUACCAUAGAUGGUAGAAGAAUUCCCUUGUCUCGAACAUCUCCUAUUCAACCUUCCAGUGUCAACUCAUACCCUGGUUUAGGUAUGCCCAUAACCAAGAGUCCUGGACAAAGAGGUGAUUUGCACAUCAGCUAUAAGAUUGAUUAUCCCCAUUAUUUAACACCAGAACAAAAACAGAUUAUCCAACAGUACUUUUAAGAACAUAAAAACAUGCAUAUAGAUGUUAACGAUACAAUAACCCAUCAUCUUUUAUAUAUUUUAAUAUAAUGGUCAAACAUU
Yamadazyma tenuis ATCC 10573 is the source of this 1098-nucleotide messenger RNA. RefSeq names its product type II HSP40 co-chaperone (gene SIS1). Gene Ontology annotation, cellular component: cytosol. Lineage: Eukaryota; Fungi; Ascomycota; Pichiomycetes; Serinales; Debaryomycetaceae. Gene Ontology annotation, biological process: translational initiation. Gene Ontology annotation, molecular function: protein-folding chaperone binding. The record is from RefSeq and is a predicted model, not a curated record.